Brienomyrus brachyistius is the source of this 558-nucleotide messenger RNA. RefSeq lists its product as uncharacterized. NCBI's taxonomy places the organism in Eukaryota, Metazoa, Chordata, Actinopteri, Osteoglossiformes, Mormyridae. Bases 76 to 450 code for a protein of 124 amino acids. The record is from RefSeq and is a predicted model, not a curated record. The transcript has 2 exons.
AAAUCAAAGAAUGCUUCAUUUCUCAACUGAUAUUACAGCGUGCGUUACUUUUCUAACCUUUUUCGCCAUUCACGCAUGUAUAGCGCUCCAGAGAUGUGGAAACCUUCAGUGCGGCGAGGGACAGCAGUGCUGUGCGCAAGGCAUCACGAGAGGCAGGAAGAGCCGACGCUGUUCAGCAGAAGCGCAACGGCGUCCCAGGACUCGCUGCUGGAUCGCAUGCCAGAGUACCGGCCUGGGGACUUAACCUCACCGGUGCUGCAGCUGCCGGCGUACGACGAGGUGAAGUACUUGCCAACGUACGAGGAAACCAUGAAAGAAGCGAACCGAGACCGAUCCAGUGACAAUUUACUAGUUUCAUCGGAAGAACAGGUACCCACAGCGCGGCCAGGGCGGAGAGGACAGGAGCCGAAAACGUUUAACAUUGCUAGGACGCCCUGGAAUACCGUCUGACGAAAUGUCACUUUAUAAGAAUAUAGGUUGUUUAUUUUACGAUAAGUAUAUUUUUUAAACUUUUAUGUGCUGUAUGAAGUUGAAUGUUAAAAUAAUGAGAAAUACUUU